AAUUAAGAAAGCAUCGUAAUAACUUAAUGCAGACGAUCCUGUGAUCCUUCAGCUGCUGCAACAGCUUCUAGGCUAACUAAAUGCAGGAGAUGUGUCCAUGUGCUGUUAAGUCUUGGAGUUGGGGUGUUGUGGAAGCAUGUCUCCUGCACAUGCUGAAACGCAGGGCUGCUGGCUUCCUGCGAACCGACAAGGUAGCUGCGCUGUUCACCAAAGUUGGCAAGACAUAUGCAGUUGCAGGAGACAUAUGCAAGAAAGUGCAGGAGCUGCAGCAGCAGGUGGAGAGCAGGAAAAAUCAGCCGAACUUGCAGGAACCCCUCAAGAGGCAAGGAUCAACCACAAAUAAAACACCUGUACUGACUCCUCAGGCCAUCAAACAUAUAUGGGUUCGGACAGCAUUGAUUGAGAAGGUGCUCGACAAGAUUGUGCAGUAUAUUGUUGAUAACUGCAGUAAAUAUUAUGAAAAAGAAGCUUUACUAGCAGAUCCUGUUUGUGGCCCAAUACUUGCCUCUCUUCUAGUUGGACCGUGUGCACUGGAGUACACCAAGCUCAAAACAGCUGAUCACUACUGGACAGACCCUUCAGCAGAUGAGCUUGUUCAGCGACAUCGGAUUCAUGGAGUCCAUGGCCGCCAAGAUUCGCCUUCAAAGCGUCCAGCACUAGGAAUCCGGAAACGACAUUCAAGUGGGAGCACAUCAGAAGAUCGCUUUGCUGCUUCAGCAAGAGAGUAUGUGGAGUCUUUGCACCAGAAUUCCAGAACACAUCUCCUAUAUGGAAAAAACAAUGUCUUAGUCCAGCCCAAGGAUGAUUUGGAGGCGAUUCCUGGAUAUCUCUCACUUCACCAGUCAGCAGACAGUUUGACAUUAAAAUGGACUCCAAAUCAGCUAAUGAAUGGAACGCUUGGAGAUUCAGAGCUGGAGAAAAGCGUUUACUGGGACUACGCAUUAAUUGUGCCUCUCAGCCAGAUCGUCUGUAUUCACUGCCAUCAACAACCAGAAAGCAGAUGGACAUUAGUCUUGGUGAGUCAGGAUGGAACUCAGAAACCUCCACUGCACUUCCCUCAGGGAGGUCACCUCCUUGCAUUUCUUUCCUGUCUGGAAAAUGGUCUUCUGCCUCGUGGUCAGCUGGAACCACCACUGUGGUCCCAACAGGGCAAGGGUAAGGUAUUUCCAAAGCUUCGAAAACGGAACAGCAACAAAUCAGUGGACUUAGAGGAAAUGCCAGCUGAAGACACUUCCACAGACUAUGUGUUCAGAAUUAUCUACCCAGGGCACAAGCAUGAUAACAUAACUAUUAACUACCACCACUUAGCUGCCAGCCGCUCUGCCUCUGUUGACGAUGAUGAGGAGGAGGAAGAUAAGCUACACGCAAUGCUAUCAAUGAUCUGCUCUCGGAACCUCACAGCUCCUAAUAGGAUGAAAGACACCAGUGAAAUGAUAGAGAUGCAAGGUUUUGGGGCAAACUUGCUUUCGUGGCAGCUGGAGCACUGCAGCCAAGGCUCCUCAUGCAUCUCCUGUUCAACAGGCAGCUCUCCCUACGAUAUACCCAGCUGCUGCAAUUGCAUCCAUGACAGGACUCCAUUAAAGAUGCUGUGUGAAAGCAUGAAGAGGCAAAUUGUUUCCAGAGCCUUUUAUGGAUGGCUUGCCUACUGCCGCCAUUUAUCAACAGUGCGAACGCACCUGUCUGCCCUAGUGAACCACACAAUUAUCCCACCUGACAAGCCAUCCAGUGCUGCAGGAGGCCUGACCAAAGAGGUCUGGAGCAAGUACCAGAAGGACAGAAAAAAUUACAAGGAGCUGGAACUGCUAAGAAAAGUUUAUUAUGGUGGAGUACAGCAUGAGAUUCGAAAGGAAGUAUGGCCAUUCUUGUUAGGUCACUAUAAAUUUGGCAUGGCCAAAAAAGAAAUGGAUCAGUCUGUCUGUCCACAGGUGGAUGAAGAGAUUGCUCUCCGAUACCAGAAGGUUAUGGCUGAGUGGAAGGCUUGUGAGGUCAUCGUAAAGCAGCGAGAGAAGGAAUCACAUUCUGCCACACUGGCCAAGUUUUCUUCAGGCAGCAGCAUUGACAGCCAUGUCCAGCGGCUGAUUCACAGGGACUCCACCAUCAGCAAUGAUGUCUUUAUAUCUGUAGAUGAAACAGAUUCAGCAGAACGAGACUCAAAAUGUCAAGAUGACCAUACUUUCACUGUGGUGUCUGCUGACACACCAGCAGUAGUAGCUGCUGUAGAGCAGCAGUCUGUAGAGUUCGACUCCCCUGACUCUGGGUUGCCAUCCUCACGGAACUACUCUGUGGCCUCAGGCAUCCUGUCCAGUAUUGAUGAUGGGCAGAGUGUCUCCUUUGAAGAUGGGGCUGAAGAAGAAACCAGCACUGACAUGGAAAGGACUGAUCCAGACACAGCACCUAUGCAGAAAGCCAAGUCAGCUGUACCGCAGCCUCAGGACUCAGUAGCAGAAGAGCAGCUGUGUUCCCAGGUGGAUUAUUUAAUGGAUGUUGCUGCUGUCUGUGCUGCGUCUUACACAAUAGAAUUACUGGACACUGUUGCCUUAAAUUUGCACAGAAUUGAUAAGGAUGUCCAGAGGUGUGACCGGAAUUACUGGUACUUUACUGCUGAUAAUCUGGAAAAACUCCGCAAUGUUAUGUGCAGUUAUGUUUGGGAGCACCUAGAAGUUGGUUAUGUACAAGGCAUGUGUGACCUCCUGGCUCCUUUGAUGGUUAUACUUGACAACGAUCAACUGGCUUACAGCUGCUUCAGCCACCUGAUGAAAAGGAUGAGCCAGAACUUCCCCAACGGAGGUGCUAUGGACACACACUUCGCCAACAUGCGGUCUCUAAUCCAAAUUCUAGACUCAGAGCUUUUUGAACUGAUGCAUCAGAAUGGGGAUUACACUCACUUUUACUUCUGCUAUCGCUGGUUCCUGCUUGACUUUAAAAGAGAAUUGUUGUACGAGGAUGUAUUUACAGUGUGGGAAGUAAUUUGGGCUGCAAAGCACAUCUCUUCAGAACAUUUUGUCCUUUUCAUUGCCUUAGCACUUGUGGAAGUUUACCGAGAGAUUAUCCGUGAUAACAACAUGGACUUCACUGAUAUCAUCAAGUUUUUUAAUGAAAUGGCAGAACAUCACAAUGCCCAGGAAAUACUGAGGAUAGCAAGAGACCUUGUCUACAAAGUGCAGACAUUGAUUGAAAAUAAGUGAUCAUUGUGGGCCUUGCUGUGAGCUACUGGAUGGAGCAUUUCUUGCACUGUAACUUCAAAAUGGUGUUUUAAUUGCAUCUUCCAUGUAAUGUAAUAAAUAACCAGAUUUGUAAUACUUUUAAAAA
Molecule: messenger RNA, 3309 nt
Organism: Meleagris gallopavo (turkey)
Lineage: Eukaryota; Metazoa; Chordata; Aves; Galliformes; Phasianidae
Gene: SGSM2
Product: small G protein signaling modulator 2
Biological process (GO): activation of GTPase activity
Molecular function (GO): GTPase activator activity
Source: RefSeq, a predicted model, not a curated record